AUGUGCGCCAAAGGCUACGAUAAUAACUUUGCAGGCACAAGUGGAUCUGUGAUGAUCGCCAGUGCUGCGGUGGGGACUAUUUUGUCUGGUGUCUAUGUGGACCGGAGUGGACUGCUUAUCGAGGCACUCAAGGUAUGUUGUCUACUAUCCUCGCUUGGUUNUGUGGCCCUCUGGUUCCCCGGUCAGCAAGUUAUUCUCCUCAGUUGCUUAGCUUGGCUGGGUGGCUUUGGUUUUGCUCAAUACAGUCUGGCAUUGGAAAUGGCUGCAGAGGCCACUUUUCCCGUGCCCGAAUCAAUCACUACCGGACUUCUGGUCAUGGCUAGCCAAAUCACGGCCAGUGUGCUGCUACCCAUCAUGCAACGAGUUGCCCCGGUAGCCAAGCGAAAUGCAUGGUUCCAACCCGUUUGCGGCCGCAAUAGUUUUCCUCAGAUAGAAUUGAAGAACUCACGUUAA
This is a messenger RNA of Echinostoma caproni, 453 nucleotides long. The record is from the annotation of a GenBank genome assembly. NCBI's taxonomy places the organism in Eukaryota, Metazoa, Platyhelminthes, Trematoda, Plagiorchiida, Echinostomatidae.